Messenger RNA from Aplosporella prunicola CBS 121167, 1398 nucleotides. RefSeq lists its product as uncharacterized. Lineage: Eukaryota; Fungi; Ascomycota; Dothideomycetes; Botryosphaeriales; Aplosporellaceae. Gene Ontology annotation, molecular function: thiolester hydrolase activity; palmitoyl hydrolase activity. The coding region runs from base 313 to 1293 and encodes 326 amino acids. Gene Ontology annotation, cellular component: lysosome. The record is from RefSeq and is a predicted model, not a curated record. The transcript has a single exon.
GCAAGCUUUUCAUCUACAUAAGCAGUGAUCUACAGGGAGCGUUCUCAUCUACAUACAGGAGUGUGUAGGCAUGACUGUUAUUUAAACGCCGAAGAGACGGAGUUUAUAUCGACAUGAUAGGCUUAGACAGCUAUGAUUUACAUACGGCAACAGUGACUCCAUAAAUCAGCAGAAUCACCUCCGGGUCGUGAUGCGGCGAUCGGCAAAGCUCGGAGCUCUGGCCACCACCGCGUCGUCAUCCAUCUUCACCUCCCCAAACAACAACCUCCGCCACCACCUCUCCUCCACACCACCACACACGCCACACACACAAUGCGGACGGCCGCCCUCCCCGCGCUCCUCGCGCUCUCCAGCAGCGCCGCCGCCCUCCCCACCACCACCACAGACAGCAGCGCCCCGCUCCCCCUGGUCAUCUGGCACGGCCUCGGCGACAACUACCUCGGCGAAGGGUUGCAAGCGGUGGGCGAGCUAGCCGAAAAAGCCAACCCCGGCACCUUCGUGUACAACAUCCGGCUGGACAACGACGCGGGCAGCGACCGCACCGCCACCUUCCUCGGCAACGUGACGGAGCAGGUGGCGGCCGUGUGCGCGCAGCUGGCCGCGCAGCCCGUGCUCGCGGCCGCGCCGGCCAUCAACGCGCUGGGCUUCUCGCAGGGCGGCCAGUUCCUGCGCGCCUUUGUCGAGCGCUGCAACGUGCCGCCUGUGCGCGCCCUCGUCACCCUCGGCAGCCAGCACAACGGCAUUGCGCGCUUCCAGACGUGCGCGCCGACCGACUGGCUUUGUCGCGGCGCCAUGGGCUUGCUGCGCUCGAAUGCUUGGUCCGGCUUUGUCCAGCGCCGCGUCGUCCCUGCCCAGUACUACCGCGAGCUGAACGAGUCGACCGGCCUGGGCUCCGAUGACUAUCUCGCUGCGUCGAAUUUCCUCGCCGAUAUCAACAAUGAGCGCGAGCUCAAGAACGAGACGUACAAGAGGAACUUGGCGAGUUUGGACAAGUUCGCCAUGUACGUCUUCGACGAGGACACGACCGUCAUCCCCAAGGAGACGGGCUGGUUCGCCGAGGUCAAUGGCACGACGGGCGAGGUGACGCAGCUGCGCGACCGGCCCGUCUAUACGGAGGACUGGCUGGGCUUGAAGCAGCUGGAUGAGAAGGACGGGCUGGUGUUUAGGAACAUGACGGGCGCGCACAUGGAGCUGGACGACGAGGCGCUCGAGGCUAUUUUCAAGGAGUUUUUUGCGCCGGUGAAGCGGGCGGAUGGCGCACAGGCUGUGCUGCUGGGCGAUGGGGAGCUGUGAGGGCGGGGUUUGAGCUUCUUUUCUCUUUGUAUAUUGUUACUUUUUGCGUGCAUGGCGGGUGGGAUGUUUAAAAGAGCAAGCGAUCGUUUCUUUGCCCGUAGGGAU